Hansenula ciferrii is the source of this 3249-nucleotide messenger RNA. RefSeq names its product bifunctional endoribonuclease/protein kinase IRE1 (gene IRE1). Gene Ontology annotation, cellular component: IRE1-TRAF2-ASK1 complex. Gene Ontology annotation, molecular function: RNA endonuclease activity; protein serine/threonine kinase activity; ATP binding. The transcript has a single exon. The record is from RefSeq and is a predicted model, not a curated record. Gene Ontology annotation, biological process: protein phosphorylation; IRE1-mediated unfolded protein response; intrinsic apoptotic signaling pathway in response to endoplasmic reticulum stress. Bases 1 to 3249 code for a protein of 1082 amino acids. Lineage: Eukaryota; Fungi; Ascomycota; Saccharomycetes; Phaffomycetales; Wickerhamomycetaceae.
AUGCAUUUCCCUCUUAGGAACUUGCUACUGGCCAUACUUCCUGUUCUCUCAGUACUAUUCUUUUUCAUAUCUCCUGUAUGGCUAUCAAGAAUAUCAAAUUCAAAUUAUAAAACAGUGAAAACAAUAACAGAAGAUGCCAUCGCUAAGAGAGCACAGAACACAUAUGGGAAUGAUUGGAAUUUUGAGAAUAACCAAAUUUCUCUUCAGGCUGCUAAUUAUCGUGCCAUAAAUGAUUUUAAACUUUCAAAACUUUUAUUAGCUUCCGAUAUUGAAGGUGCAUUACAUGCUUUAGAUAGAGAGACAGGUGAAAUUAUUUGGUCAUUAGAUGUUGAAGAGCCACUAGUCAAAAUCACCACUAAUCAAUCAAAAGAAGAUCAAAAUAUCGAUGAAGAUGCUUUAAGCUGGAUGGUGGAGCCUUAUGGCGAUGGUAAUUUAUAUUUUUUCAAUAAAGAGUUCGGAUUGAACAAAUUACCAGUUUCAAUCAGUCAUCUAGUCUUACAAAGUCCAUUUGCUUUGAGUAAUGAUGAAAAAAUCUAUACUGGUAUCAGAAAGUCUGCACUCUACUCGUUGAAUGUGAAUACAGGUGAAAUAGUUUCAUCUUAUGGCUCAGGAUGUGAUGCUUUUGGAAAUGACAAAGUUUGUAAAGAUACAGAUGAUACGACUGAAAGCUGCCCAGAAAUUGUCCUAGUUGGUAAAACAACAUAUGAAUUAACUAUAUAUUCAAAAGAAAAUGUUCAUUGGAAUGUCACUUAUUCGACUUGGGGUCAAAACAAUAUUGAUAUGGAUUUAGCUUAUCAAAACACAGUACCAUUGGAUCAAACGUAUAUUGCACCAUUUCAUGAUAACACCUUAUUGGCAAUCGAUGUGGAGUCAAAGAUUGCAAAAUGGGUUAGUCAACUGCCGCAAACCAUUGUCAACGUUUUCGAUAUUUUACAAGAUGAACGAUUAGCUAAUAGUGGAAUCAAUGAUAAUUACCUGAUUGUACCACACCCUUUGAAAGCUCCUUUGGGAUUUGAAGAAGAAGAGAACUUGGGUGUAUAUCUUGACACCACUAAAAAUGGUUCGUGGUAUGCCAUGUCUGGUGAAUAUUAUCCAUCAUUAGUCAAAUCUGCACCAGCCUCAAGAUAUUCAUUGAGUGAAAGAUGGAGAGUACCAAGUGUUUUAAAUAUACCGGAUUUAUUCAUUACUGCUAUUACUGGUGUUCAUUCAACUACAAAUGGUGCUAUGAAUUACAAUAAACCUAACCCUUCAAAGGCAUCAUUGGGGUAUCCAACAAAUUUCCCUCAACAAUACCCACCACACCGUCCACCUUACACACCAGGAUCAAAUGAAAUAGAUACUUAUAAUCCACCUUCAAGAUCUCAAUGGCUUGGAUUACCAUCUGCCUCUGAAGCUAUGUUAGAAAUUGGUCCUUCUCCGGAAGCUCAAGGUAAUCAUUUUAACAAUUGGGCAUUGGUUUUUUCACUAAUUUCUGUUUUCUUCCUUGGUGUUUUUUACAAAAGGUUCAACUGGUUCUCCUCAUUGAAUGCACUUUUGAAGAAGAAUGGACUAGAACUGAAAGAGGUUACCUAUGAAGAGCAAUCUAAAAUUUUAGUCAAUCAUGACAUAGAUGAGAAUAACAAAGAAUCUAUUGACAAUAAGAAAGAUUCUAAGGAAGAACUCCCCACAUCAGCCAAUGGUGCGAAUUCAAAUAAAAGUAAGGAAAAAGCUAAGAAAGAAGUGAAGAUUGUCGUCCCAACUCAGGAUGGUGAAAAGGCCAAUGGUGAAAGUAAUGUUGUAAAGAAACGUAAAAGAGGAAGUAGAGGUGGUAAAAAGAACAAGAAAUCAAAUGAUUUAGAAAAUAAAGACACAGUGGAGGCAGCUGAUACAACGAUAUCUAAACCGGAAAGUUCUAACGCACCACAGAAGUUGAACGAGUUGACGAUCUCUGAUACUGUGUUGGGUUACGGUUCUUAUGGUACCAUGGUUUAUAAGGGGACUUUUCAGAAUCGUGAUGUUGCUGUAAAGAGAAUGCUUAUAGAGUUCUACGAUGUUGCAAGUCAUGAGAUUAAUCUGUUAACAGAAAGUGAUGAUCAUUCAAAUGUUAUACGGUACUUCUACAGUGAAACAAAUGACAAGUUUUUAUACAUUGCAUUAGAGUUAUGCAGUGCAAGUUUAGAGGAUAUUAUCGAGAAGCCAACAAAUUAUUUAGAUCUUACAAAGUUGAUGAAUCCUGUGGACGUCUUAUUCCAAAUUGCACAAGGGUUACAUCAUUUGCACUCUUUAAAGAUAGUUCACAGAGAUAUUAAACCACAGAAUAUUUUAGUUGCACCACCAAAGAAAAUUAAAUCAAGAUCAAGUAAAGAUGAAUAUGCACCAGUUAGAAUUCUAAUAUCAGACUUUGGUUUAUGUAAAAGGUUAGAGACUGAUGAAAGUUCAUUUAGAGCUACAACACAACAUGCAGCUGGUACUUCAGGUUGGAGAGCUCCUGAACUGUUGGUGGAUGCAACAAAUACAAUUUAUAAUUCUUGUUCUGUCUCAAGUGACCAUUCAUUCACAACAUCAUCUAAUUCAAUCGCUGAGCCACUUGUGUUUGAUACGUUAUCAAAGAGAAGAUUAACCAGAGCCAUUGAUAUUUUUUCAUUGGGUUGUGUUUUCUUUUAUAUAUUAUCUCAUGGGAAUCAUCCAUUUGGUGAUCGUUACCUGAGGGAAGGUAAUGUAAUUAAAGGUGAAUAUUCUUUAGAAGCUUUGGAAAUUUUACCAGAUAAUCUUGAAGAAGCUAAAGAUUUGAUUUCAAAAAUGAUUUCAAGAAACCCUAAGUUAAGAUUAAACACUUCACAGGUUUUAAACCAUCCUUAUUUUUGGGAUGAUUCUAAGAAGCUGGAUUUCUUAUUAAAAGUAAGUGAUAGAUUUGAAGUUGAAAGAAGAGACCCACCAAGUGCAUUAUUGUUGGAAUUAGAAUCUGUUGCUACCAAAGUUAUUGCUGAUGAUUGGUGUAGAAAGUUUGAUAAAAAUUUUCUUGAUAAUUUAGGUAAAUACAGAAAAUACCAUCCGGAUAGAUUAAUGGAUUUAUUAAGAGCAUUGAGAAAUAAGUAUCAUCAUUUUAAUGAUUUACCACCAGAACUAGCCACUAGAAUGAGCCCAUUGCCUAAUGGAUUCUAUCAAUUUUUUAACAAAAGAUUCCCAAAUCUUUUGAUGGAGAUUUAUCAUGUUGUUGAAGAGCAUUUAAAUGAUGAUCCAAUACUAGAGACAUUUUUAAAAGGUUAUUGA